GAAUGCGUUGGAAAGGCUGGAAGUGAGACUGCGUUUGUGGUGUUCAGUGUAAUCGGUGGCGUUGUUUUUUCGUGUUUAGGAAUACCUGCUGGUAAAAAAAGUGAAACUUUAACCACAAAAUAGUGACGCGGUGUAGCACAAGUGAACCAUAAGUGUAAAAAAAAAUAAAAAAAAAAAGAUAUAAGCCACAACCACCAUCCACGAUGGCGCAUCAUCAAGGGCAAGAGGUUGGCGUACAGGAUUUUGUGCUGCUCGACGCUGUCACGAAGGAAAAAUUCAUGGACAACCUUCAGCGCAGAUUUCAGGCGGGCAAAAUCUACACAUACAUCGGCGAGGUGUGCAUCUCGGUGAACCCCUACCGGGAGAUGAACAUCUACGGGCCGGAGUACGUCAGCCGGUACAAGGGGCGGGAGCUGUUCGAAAAUGCGCCCCACAUCUUCGCCAUCGCGGACGCGGCCUACCGGGUGCUGAAGCAGCGGAACAACGACACCUGCAUCAUGAUAUCGGGCGAAUCGGGCGCCGGCAAGACGGAGGCGUCGAAGAUUAUCAUGAAGUACAUCGCGGCCGUGACGAACCAGGGCAAGCAGGGCGACAUUGAACGCGUAAAGAAUGUGCUUAUCAAGAGCAAUGCGAUCCUGGAAUGCUUCGGCAACGCCAAAACGAACCGCAACGACAACAGCAGCCGCUUCGGCAAGUACAUGGACAUCGAGUUCGACUACAAGGGCGACCCGGUCGGUGGCAUCAUAACGAACUAUUUGCUGGAAAAAUCGCGCGUCAUCCAGCAGCAGACUGGCGAACGGAAUUUCCACUGUUUCUAUCAGUUAUUACGCGGCGGAUCGAACAACGAGCUGCAGCAGUACAAUCUGACGCGGGAUCCGGCAACCUAUCACUACACCAACCAGGGCAGCACGGAAACUCUUUCGGAAAAAUCGGACUACCGGGCGACGACGGCCGGCCUGCAGGCCCUCGGGUUCAGUGGCGACGAGAUUUCGAUGGUUUGGCGAACGGUGGCGGCUAUUUUGCACCUGGGAAAUAUUGAGUUUCGAAUGCAAGAUGAAAAGAUCGCCGUUGCGAAUGGCAAAACGCUGGCAAACGUUGCCAAGCUGCUCCAGGUGACCGAGGGAGAAAUGCGUACCGCGCUAACGGAGCGGGUGAUUGCGGCACGCGGUGAAAUCAUGACCAAGAGCCACGACACGGUGCAGGCCGAGUACGGACGCGAUGCGCUAGCGAAAGCCAUCUAUGACCGUAUGUUCACCUGGAUCAUCCAGCGCAUCAAUAAGGCCAUCCUGGUGCCCGGCAGUGCGACGGUGAAGCGCUACAACAAAGUGAUAGGUGUGCUGGAUAUCUACGGCUUUGAAAUAUUUGACCGGAACAGCUUCGAGCAGUUUUGCAUCAAUUACUGUAACGAGAAGCUGCAGCAGCUGUUCAUCGAGCUGGUACUAAAGCAGGAGCAGGAAGAGUACAACCGGGAGGGCAUCGAGUGGACCAACAUCGAGUAUUUCAAUAACCAGAUCAUUUGUGCCUUGGUUGAGCAACCGGACAAAGGUGUAAUUGCUAUCAUGAAUGAGGCGUGUUUGAAUGUGGGAAAAAUUACCGACGAAAUGCUGCUGGACGAUAUGGAUAAGAAAUUGUCGCACCAUCCGCACUACAGCAGCCGUCAGCUGAAGCCGAUGGACAAGGAACUGCGCCACCGGGAAGACUUCCGUAUAACGCACUACGCCGGCGACGUAAUCUACUCCAUCGGUGGGUUCAUCGAGAAGAACAGGGACACGCUGUUCCAGGACUUUAAGCGUCUGCUGUACCGCUCGCAUGAUCCGCUAGUAAGCGCCAUGUGGCCCGAAGGUGCGCAGGACAUCGCGAAAACUACCAAGCGACCGCUUACGGCCGGUACGCUGUUCCAAAAGUCAAUGGCCGAGCUGGUGGCGACGCUGUUGCGCAAGGAGCCACUGUACGUACGCUGCAUCAAGCCGAACGACAUCAAGAGCCCAACCGUGUUCGACGAGAUUCGGGUGGAACAUCAGGUACGCUACCUGGGCCUGCUGGAGAACGUGCGGGUGCGUCGGGCCGGUUUUGUCCAUCGCCAGCGGUACGAUAAGUUCCUUCUGCGCUACAAGAUGAUCUCGCAGUACACGUGGCCCAACUUCCGCGGCGGCAACGAGCGCGAUGGUGUGAAGGUGCUGAUGAACGAGAAAAACUUCAGCCACGACGUGCGGUUCGGCCGAACGAAGAUCUUCAUCCGUUCGCCGCAAACGCUGUUUGCGCUCGAGCAGCAACGGAACGACAUGAUACCGCACAUCGUGACGCUGCUGCAGAAGCAGGUGCGAGGCUGGAUCGCCCGGCAGCGGUACAAGAAGAUGAAGGCGGCCAUCGUCAUCAUGCGCCACUACCGCAAGUACAAGCUGAAGAGCUACGUGCAGGACCUGGCGAUCCGGUUCCGGAAUGCGCGCACCCUGCGCGAUUUCGGUAAGGGCAUACAGUGGCCCCAGCCCCCGCUUGUCGGUCGGCAAGCGGAGCGGCAGCUGCGGAUGCUGUUCUCCCGCUGGCGCGCCGCCAUGAUCCUGCGCAAGUAUCCGCGCGAAGAGUGGCCCCAGCUGCGGCUGCAGAUCAUUGCCGCCAGUGCGUUUCGCAAGCGGCGCAAGUUCUGGGGUCACGAUCGCAAGUGGCUUGGCAAUUACCUGUCAAUCGUGGCGGAAAACAGCAACUACUCGUCGUACAAUGCAAGCGUGCGCAAUAUCAAGAAUACGGAUCACUUCGAUGUGGUCGUAUUUUCGGCGUUCAUCAAGAAGUUCAACAAGUGCAACAAAUCCGCCGAUCGUGCAAUCAUCGUGACCGAUAGUGCUAUUUACAAGCUUGACGGUGCGAAAAACAAGUUCCGCAAUAUGAAGCGCUCGGUUGCCAUCAAGGAGAUAACAUCGAUCAGCGUCAGUCCGGGGCGUGAUCAGCUAGCAGUAUUCCAUUCGCAUCAUAAUAACGACUUGAUCGUGGCCCUACAAGGAGAACACCAGCAGUUGAAGGAGGAUCGCAUCGGGGAGCUAGUGGCACACGUUGUCCGGCGAUACUUUACUCUCUGCCAGCAGGAGCUUCCGGUGAACGUGGCAUCAACUUUCCCACUUCGUUUGGGCAACAAAUCCCGCUCGCUCAACGUCGAGGCGGCCGUUGGACAGGUGAUUCCCGAGUUCACGCAUGCCGGCACGUUUAUCGUCUACAAGGUCCCUCCGGCGUACGCUAGCCCGCUGGACCAGACGGAACAGCAGGCAGCGCCAAACACGUUAUCACAGCGAUAUUAGCAGGAUUAGGUAGCAAGAAACAUUCGACCAGCUGAAGUGUGCCAUUAACGAAACAGAAGAUAACCUACAGAAAUUAAACCUAAACAGUACUUCGGAGGAUUGCGUGACACAAGAUUUACAACGCACGGAUUUCACAACAACACACAUGAAAAAACAAACAAAACGAACAAAAAUGGUUGCAAAAAGGGAACAUUAACAUAUGGUAACAAUUCAAUGUGAUAACUCAGCAGUACUAUUGAGAGGUUUUUCCAUGCGGAUAACCAAGGCGUAACAAGAAACCACUUUAAGGAGACAAAUACGGGGUAGAAGACAGGCCGAAUUACAUAAAUGGUGAAAUACGUUCACUUAUUUUUAAUUAGUUAUCAUUUUUAUUGUGUAUAGAAAGUAGAACUAGGCCGUUCUAAAAGAAUGCCUUAGAGGAGGAUUAGUUUGUUCUUUUUUGUAUGUUUGUGUACUUAACUUGACGAAAGACUGUAUGCAUCUGUAAAAUGCAUACUUUCCACGAGGAGAGGGAGGAAUGAAUGUGCCUUUUUAGCAUUUUGCUCGGACGAAAUAAAAAAAAAAUACAGUUUUAACAAAU
Molecule: messenger RNA, 3867 nt
Organism: Anopheles coustani
Lineage: Eukaryota; Metazoa; Arthropoda; Insecta; Diptera; Culicidae
Gene: Myo31DF
Product: unconventional myosin ID
Exons: 9
Coding region: 204-3287 (1027 amino acids)
Biological process (GO): actin filament organization; vesicle transport along actin filament
Cellular component (GO): myosin complex; microvillus; plasma membrane
Molecular function (GO): actin filament binding; ATP binding; microfilament motor activity
Source: RefSeq, a predicted model, not a curated record